AUGAGGCGAUUCAUCGGGUUAGAAAAGAGACUUUUAGCCAAUCUUGAACUGAAGGACAUGUAUACGGAAUUCAUCCACGAAUAUAUUCUCAUGGGUCACAUGAAAGAAGUCACCGAGAAAAACUAUCAGAAUCAAAAUUGUCAGAAUGUUGUCUAUUAUCUUCCACACCAUGCAGUGCUGAAACCGGAUAGCACGACAACGAAACUACGUGUAGUUUUCGACGCUUCGUGUCGCACCUCAACCGGCAUUUCUUUAAAUGACGGGUUGAUGGUCGGCCCAACGAUUCAGAAUGACCUGUUGUCCAUCAUCCUGCGCUUCCGUCUGCAUCGAUACGCCAUCUGUGCAGAUAUUGAGAAGAUGUAUAGGAUGGUGAUGAUACAACAACCGGAUCAGCAUUUACAGCGAAUUUUAUGGAGAGAUUCGCCCGACGAAAAAAUCAGAACCUAUGAGUUAACGACCGUGACGUAUGGAACGGCUAGCGCUCCAUACCUGGCAACGAGGUGUUUAAGAAAGCUAGGAGAAGAUAGCUCAGCCACUCAUCCGAUAGGCUCAAAGAAUUUGUUGGCUUUGGAAGGGUUGUCCGUUCCAAGGUGGGUUGGGUUUAGCGGCAGAUGCCUGUCAGUUCAACUACACGGUUUCUGCGAUGCAUCCGAAUUGGCAUAUGGAGCCUGCCUAUACCUUCGUUGUGUCCAUGCGGAUGACUCAGUAACAGUACGCCUACUAACUGCAAAAUCCCGAGUGGCCCCACUAGAAAAUUUGAAACUAUCAAAGCGCAAAACCACCAUCCCUCGACUAGAACUUUCAUCCGCCCUUAUACUGAGUCAUCUCUACGAAAAAUUCGUUUCCGUCAAUCCAAAUAUCAAAGAUGUGUAUCUAUGGACUGACUCAAUGAUAGUGAAGCACUGGUUGGCUUCCCAUCCUUCCCGUUGGCAAGUUUACGUCGCCAACCGUGUGUCAGAAAUUCAACACAUUACAAAAAUGGCAAAAUGGAAUCACGUUGCUGGUAUCGAGAACCCUGCCGAUCUCAUAUCACGUGGAGCCUCACCUAAACAACUGCGCGAUCAAAGCUUAUGGUUUGAUGGCCCAAAAUGGCUAUCUCAACAACAACAGUCAUGGCCGGUGGAAAACAAUGUUAGCUCAGAAGAAUUCGAGCCAACGUUACUUGAAGAAAAGCCAACAACUACGCUUGUAGCCCUCGAAGUUACAGAAAAUGAAAUCCUUAAGGCAGAAACACAAUACAGCACUUGUUCGGAUAGUAGCACUGCUUAA
This is a messenger RNA of Uranotaenia lowii, 1269 nucleotides long. RefSeq lists its product as uncharacterized. The coding region runs from base 1 to 1269 and encodes 422 amino acids. The record is from RefSeq and is a predicted model, not a curated record. The transcript has 3 exons. NCBI's taxonomy places the organism in Eukaryota, Metazoa, Arthropoda, Insecta, Diptera, Culicidae.